CUCCCUAAUGUAACACCCGUUCCAGCUUUGGCUCCUCCAUUAAAGAACAUCAAAGAUCAAGAAAAAUCAUGCUAGACUGGUUUCUGAAGACUGAGGAGGAAUUUGCUUCUUGCUGAAUGUGGUCCUUUGGAUGCCUUUGAGAAGUUGGUUGAUGAUAGGGAAAUUUGAACAUUGCUUCCAGAAUUGGCUCAUGCUUACAGCAAUAGAAUUAGUUUGGAAGGUGGAUAACUGUUGAAUGCUUACAGUAUGUUUCUGAUGAAAGACAUGGUGAACAUGGUAAGUCAGUAAAUGCCAAACAUGGAAUGCUUACAUCCUGAGAAGAAGGUUAAGAGAAUAAUUUGGAAGCGGUCCAAGGAGAAAUCGAAUGGGGAAGACUCUGCUGAAAAAGGUACGUCAUUGACGAAGAUGGAAGACAAUGUGAAAAAGAGGCCUCAUUCUGAUUCAAUGACCAGUGAUGUCGACGGGCCUUGCAUGAUGUCCCUACUCCCUCUUCCCAACUUGGAAGUAUGUAACUCGGGGGGGGCUGUUAUCUUGACUGGAACGGCAUGCAAAGGGGUAACUGGACCACCUGUUGGAGUUGUUGAUAUUGGUGUUAGCAUAUCUGCUUACUAUUUUCGUGUUGCUCUACCUGGAGUCAAGAAAGAUCCUGGUGAGUUCAACUGUGAGAUUGAAAAAGAUGGAAAAGUCCUUAUUCAAGGGAUGACAUCAACUGGUGGAAGAACUGUCUCAAGAUAUUCUCGGGUCUUUGAUAUGAAAAUUCAGCAACAAUGUCCAUCUGGUGCUUUCACCGUCUCCUUUUGUUUGCCCGGGCCUGUCGAUCCGAGGUUGUUUUCACCAAAUUUCAGAUCAGAUGGCAUUUUUGAAGCUGUUGUAAUGAAAUACGAACCGUAGCUGGUAGUUCAUGUAAACAACCAUUUAAGCCAGAACCCACCACAGAAAUCUGUUUGCACUUGGAUUUCUUGUCAUGGAUUAGUGGUGGCUAAUGUGCUGUGUUCACUAAACUUGUAGAUUAUGUAUGGUUCAGACAAUGACAUGUUUUUCCAUGUAAAUAGAGUAAAAGUACGGUUCAAAUUAUUCCCUAUUUCAUUUUGGUCCAAAUGAAAAAAUAUUCCACUUAUGAUGAUUUUUUUUCCAUAAUUGGAACCUAAUUUCCUGAAGGAAAAAAAUACCUAAAAAAGCAUUUUAUAUUGUCCAAGUUUACUUCUUGAUUUAUUUUGAGGAGGCUGUCCUCUUCAGGAUGUUAGAAGAAAAUAAAUGAAAAGCAGAAAUGGCUGUAUGAAGAAAUGGAAAAAUGAAUUUGAUGAGUCCUACUAGCUUUUUGUUUACCUAGAGAAGUAGUAAUGGCAUUUAGUAGUUGCAUGGCAUGUCCAAAGAAAGAUAUAUGAAAGAUUCAAGCAUCCAAGUGACAGCAGAGAUGUGUGUUUUCAUCUCAAGGUUGAUUUGAAAUGUCACUCCUAGCUGGAACACCUACUUCCCCAUGCCCUCAUCAGCUGCUAUAAGAGUAAGGGAACACUCACUUGACACUCUUCUUUGUGUGAAUUCUACUAGGUAUGUUUUUCUCUUUUCUACUUCAAUUCACUAAGUUUUACUCUCGAGCUUGUGCUUCAUUCUCACUUGCCGUUGAAUUCGAGUUUUCCCUUUUUGCUUUCUUAUCAUUUAUCUGAUCAACUGUUUUGAUCUGUUACUUAGGGUAAAUUAUAGACCUUAAGCAUGAGAUUAGGAUUCUUUAGUACGUAAAUCCUCUUUGAACCGUACGAUAAGUGCUGAUUAGUAAGUUGAAGUAUUAAUGUCUGCUUUACUUUCGAUAACAGUGCGUGAAUGCUGCUAAUUAACUUAAGGAAUAAACAAGACUACUCGUGACGCAAAUCUGAUUCAACCAAUUCCUUGUAAAAGAGAUUUCACUGAAAUCCUCAUUGGAUUCCCGAAAUCCCUUGUUCCUUUUAGCUUUUUUGCUCAAUAUAACCCUCUGUGAAUUCCAAUAAACUGAUUCAUUCCUGUACUAAGAUUUGUGCUUAGCCAUUUCUGCCUAGCAAGGUAUACAAUUCUGUUUUGAACUGUUUCUUUGCUAACUUUUGGAGAUUUUAGGAUUUGAUUGUAGAUUCAUUUUUUCUGCUUGUUAUUUGACGUUUGAUACACUUUAAAAAGGAUUUUGGUCUAGGGUUCAUUCUUUUGGAUAUCAGGUAGAUUUUCUUACAUCUUAGCCAUGGAUAAAGAAGCUGAUGUUUUGUCUCUGGCAGAUUAAUCAAUGAGAAGCCUUUGUGUUCUUCUUUAUUUUAAUUUUUGCUUUAUGGCUUUCUUAUACUAUGAUCUGUUUCUUUGAUGUCAUCUCUUAGCACUAGGAGGAGCCUUGGUAAAUUGUGGAGAUUUGUUUAGGAUUCAUCUUUCAAUUCAUUUUUUGGCUUGUGCAGUCGCUAUAUGAUGCCAAGUUGAUGGUUUAAGGUUUCUUGUCUGACAUCUCUAUGAAGCGGAAUUCUGACCGGAAAAUGCAUAGGGAAAAAAUUUCCAAGGAAACACUGAAUACUUGAAUAUGUGUAUCAAAUAUCCAUUUACAUGCAACGCAGAACAUGUCGUACGGACAGGAGCAGCCCGAGAGGGGAGAGCAGGAGAUCCUAAUGAUACAGUGACUAUCACUACAACUGCAAUUUCUUACAAGUUUAAGGUUGUCCUACCGGUUGUUUCGAGAAGCCUGGGCAAUUUGUCAGUUGAUGUUCUUCCUAAUGGAAAUGUCGAGGUAGAAGGGAUAGUAAGAGCUGGGGAAAUAACAAGCAGUGCGGUGCCAACAGUAUGCAACAGAAGAACUCGACGGAUAUUUCCUCAAGGUCACUUCACCAUCAAUUUCACUUUGCCAGGACCUGCUGAUCCCACAUUUGUAAGGGCCAAGUUAAGCUCAAAUGGUGUUUUGAAAGGAACUGCGUUUAAAUGUCGGAUUGCUAGAUCUCAUUAUAUUGAUCCUGCCCAAGUCGUCUGAUUAAUUGGACAUGAUUAGCUUGUAAUCAUAAGUAAAACCAACUUCCUAUUCGGGAAAAUCUCUAGUAUGAUGGUACUGAAAUUCUGUCUGUAUCCUCCUUUCUUGCAUGAAUUCAUCUUUCACAGCUGAGACUAGCUGAUAUUGCAACAUUGUCCUUUAUUCAGCCAGUUUCGGUUGCAUUUUAUAAAGUGUAAUUUAGUGCUGAACUUUUUUUGUUAUGUUAGUUAGUUAUGGACCAUUCAAAGGAAUUCUUGUAUGAGCUU
Solanum dulcamara is the source of this 3231-nucleotide messenger RNA. RefSeq names its product increased DNA methylation 3-like. The transcript has 6 exons. Bases 289 to 891 code for a protein of 200 amino acids. NCBI's taxonomy places the organism in Eukaryota, Viridiplantae, Streptophyta, Magnoliopsida, Solanales, Solanaceae. The record is from RefSeq and is a predicted model, not a curated record. Gene Ontology annotation, cellular component: nucleus.